GAUGGGGACGCACCCGAAGUACUACCUGUAGACGCAUACCCCGAUGGUCUGGUAUCAUCAUACUUUGAGAAAGAAGGGGAUGAGCUUAUAGUUGAUCUGGGCACUGUGUUCCUUGAGCUGGACAACAGUGAAAACCAAUUUAGUCAGCCACCUGAACACUAUGACAUUGUCAAAUUGCUUCAAAAACAAAGGGUCCCAGAAGAAAAAAACCAGUUCUGUACUGAGAGGAAUGCAGCCAUUCAAAAUGUUUUGUCCAAUCGUUUACAUCAAUUGAAGCUGGUAUCAAAAAUCUUGUGGUUGAGAAUCUUCCAGAUAAUGGGCGAUUACCUGGCAACUAAUCAUGAAGAAACUGUCAUAUUACGGAAACACUUGACUGACAUGACUCAUAAAUUGUACCUUGAUGUAAUUGGGUCAGUGGAGUAUCGCAAAGAACUGCGCUCCUUAUUUGAUGUACGAGAGCUCACCGAGGCCCAUAUAUCUAUUGGCUCUGAUCUCUGCAUGGAUACAUUUGAGUUUUUUGUCCAUCACAUUGCUAGUAAAGUUACCACUAUGCAUCGUUCACAACCAUGUAGUUUCAAUGUAUCAGACAUGCCACCCGAAGGACUUGCAAAAUUAAGACAUGUUGGGGGUUGGGCCAUUAGAAAGGAGCUGGAGCGUUGUCGCAGGUUUAUUCGUCAAAACUUGUAUUCUCAAUCAACAACUACGCGUCAGAGUGUUUUGAUUGCACAUACAAAGUGUGAACUGUUGGAAGACAAUGUGAUUGUUCAAUACUCAUGGUUAAAGGAUAACACCAGGUUUUCUGAGUCCCUGGAAGUCACUGAGGACAGACAGUUCAGAGAGCGUGGCCUACUUCACAUAUCAGACCAAACAUUUUGCUGUUUUAAAAGAAUAGAGGAAAUCAGAGUGGCGGAGAUGAACAGAGACAGAUUGGUGCCAGGGAAUAGAAGUGACUUCUUGGAUGUGGUAAUCGAAAAGAUUCAGUGUGAUGAAAUCCUUUGGGAUGCCUGGAGAGGUGCUUUCGAAGACCUUGGUGCAGACAAAGAGGUAUGGUCAUCUAAGAAGUCAUACUUCCUGAGUGCUAAUAUUAUUUGCCAUUUUCUGACAUAUUUUAGAAAUCUUUUUUCAAAUGGUGGUCAGAAUUAUUAGUUCAUGUUCACUAAUCAAUAGGUUGGACACUCAUCACUCUUCAGGAAUGCAUAAGAAAACUAAAAAGCUCCAUCUGAUUUUUUAUAUAACUCAUAUUGUGGUGUAUAACCUGAUGUGACGGUAAGUUACAGUGAGAGUGGAUCACAAUUUACUUACUGCAGUACUUACUAUCACUUAAUUAUGGUGUGGCAGGUCUCCUUUUAUCUUCCCUCUGAGAUAGUAUUAACACUGAAAACUUAACUGACACUGUCUAAAUUUGCUAAAUUGUAACUUCCUAACAUUACAAUGGUCUAGAAAUAGAUCUGGCAGCUAGUUUACACGUGUUCUAUGGCUUUCUUAAACAGGUUUUAGUGAGACAACUUCUCAAAGAUGUCAUCUCGAGAUACAUGAAGAUGGCUACUUGUCAAUUCCUAAGGGAUUUUCGUCGUGGAUAUAAGCUAAAGAAAACUGCUGAACACCGGAAACGUGUACUUCAAAGAAAACAAGUUGCAACUGAAAGGAAUGACCACCCCAAGUUUGCUACAAUGUUGGAGGACAGGUCCACUGGCAAGCAGCACAGCCACCAGAGGGUAUGUGUGUUUGUUGAAAAACAUGGCAUCGCAGGUGUCAAAAGAGUUUACAACAAGGUGCAGUUGGUAAAGCUUUGCAAGGCUUAUGGAAUCCGGGUCAGGUCAACCUAUAACAAGCAAGACCUAGCCAAAGAAUUGGUUGAACUUUUGAAAAAUAAUAGUAGUCUCACUGCUAUGCCCCACCCACAUCACCUGCAUAAUCUGAGUGCUCAGGCUGAUGUCGUCGAUGGCAGAGUUAUGCUAAGAAUUACAAGGUUAAACUAA
Messenger RNA from Porites evermanni, 1979 nucleotides. The record is from the annotation of a GenBank genome assembly. Lineage: Eukaryota; Metazoa; Cnidaria; Anthozoa; Scleractinia; Poritidae.